This is a messenger RNA of Fusarium vanettenii 77-13-4, 1389 nucleotides long. RefSeq lists its product as uncharacterized. Lineage: Eukaryota; Fungi; Ascomycota; Sordariomycetes; Hypocreales; Nectriaceae. The record is from RefSeq and is a predicted model, not a curated record. The coding region runs from base 1 to 1389 and encodes 462 amino acids. Gene Ontology annotation, molecular function: metalloendopeptidase activity; zinc ion binding. Gene Ontology annotation, biological process: proteolysis. The transcript has 4 exons.
AUGGAACGAAUCGCUCGAACCUACUGCAAAGAUGCAGUCAUCCCCUCUUCAGGCAAGACGGCUGUCGAGGAAGCCAUAUACCAAGAACUACCACGAGAACUCGACGACGUGGUGGUCACUCUACCUACAAAACUCUGGAGCAGGCAAGCCAUCACGUAUGAUUGGAUAGAUGGAGCGUACCGCGGCUCACAGGCACAGCGCCAAAAGGUCGCAUCCGCCAUCGAGGAAUGGGAGUGGUAUAGCAGUGUUUCCUUCAUUGCUUCUCAGGACUCCGUGACUCGUCCGGACAUUGUCAUUUCUUUCGACCCUUCGCCGAAUCAAGGGACAUGGAGUCUUGUCGGGACAGACUGCUUGAAGGCGGCGCCGCGCACUGCCACCAUGAACCUUGGUUGUAUCAGCAACGAUAAUGAAAUAACAGCAGCCGAGAAAGCCAUCAUACUUCACCAAUUCGGUCACGCAUUAGGCAUGCUUCACGAACAUCAAUGCCCAGCCAAAGGUGGAAUCGCCUUGACAGGUGUCGAUGCACUCGUGACGCUUUAUGGCUCUCAAGGUUGGAGCGACGUCGAUGUUAAAGAGCAUAUCAUCAAUCCACACAACUCAAAGGACAUGACAUCCCUGCGAGAAGUCGACACUCAAAGCAUUAUGCACUGCCCAUUACCUGGAGUCAUCACUGGCCGAGACUUUGCCAUUGACUAUAACUAUGCACUAUCUGACAUGGACAAGGCCUACAUAGCGCUCAUGUAUCCUCGGAGGUGGCCAAGUCAGAGCGCACCUCAAUGGACAUUGGAGGCAGCAUUGACAACGAUCGGUCUGGCUCAACAGACUCCAUCCCUGGCAGAAAAGAUCAAAGAUCUGGCAAAGGCACCGAGAGCUGAUGGGAGUAUCGACCCUACCAAGAUCCGCGACUUGGUUUUCAAGUGGGCGACUUGGUUUCAUACACCCGGACAUGCCACGGCAGGCGAUUCGCAGUUAUCGCAAGGCCCAGUUCUCAGGCACGACACAAGCGAUAAAAUUCCUCACGGAAGAAAGAUGGAGCGCAUGGAAUUUUCAGAGAAGCUUAUGAAGGCCACUGACAGUUUCGGCCCCAUAGAGUACCUCGACGCCCAGAAAGACUGGGAACGCAAAAGGGAUGAAGUGAUAGGCGGCAGUAUGGGUAGCCAAGGCUCAGACCCAGUGGCUGAUAUGAAGAAGAUGAUUUCAAACAUGAGAGAGUCUGAGCAAGCCAAGCUGACUUCUAAGUACCCUGACGCUAGUGUGCGUGGGUAUUCCCAUUUUGUACGGGAAGGUCUUGGUCCCUUAGACAACGCCACUCGAGCAGAGAUGCUCCAGGACGCCAAGGAUGCUUUGCGGGAAAGCGCUACAUCGUCCCUUUACGACACACGUCACUGA